Molecule: messenger RNA, 690 nt
Organism: Hibiscus syriacus
Lineage: Eukaryota; Viridiplantae; Streptophyta; Magnoliopsida; Malvales; Malvaceae
Product: GDP-mannose transporter GONST2-like
Exons: 7
Coding region: 8-634 (208 amino acids)
Cellular component (GO): Golgi apparatus
Molecular function (GO): GDP-mannose transmembrane transporter activity; antiporter activity
Source: RefSeq, a predicted model, not a curated record
AUUGGGAAUGUAUAGUUUGAAAUACAUAAAUAUAGCAAUGGUGACCAUUCUGAAGAACGUGACAAAUAUUUUAACAGCAAUCGGAGAAUAUUAUGUUUUUCGAAAACGUCAAAAUGUGAAAAUUAUCUCUGCUGUCAAUGGUGGUAUUACAGAUCUCUCAUUCGAUGCCACAGGGAAUACUUGGCAGAUUUUAAAUUGCAUCUUAACCGCUGGCUACUUGCUUACUCUGCGGCUGGUCAUGGAUAAAGCUAAGCAGGCAGCCAAAUCAGAAUCACUUAAUAAAGUGUCCAUGGUUUUGCUGAACAAUUUGUUGUCUCUACCCUUUGCCAUCUUCUUGAUUUUCGUUUUGAACGAAUGGGAAUAUGUAAUAAACACCGAUGUGAUUAGGUUGCCGAUGUUUUGGGUUGUCGCAACGGCUAGUGGGUUGCUUGGUCUUGCCAUUAUCUUCACGUCCAUGUGGUUUUUACAUCAAACCGGACCAACCACUUACAGCCUUGUAGGUUCCUUGAACAAGGUUCCCAUCUCUAUAGCCGGACUCGUGUUGUUCAAAGUUCCGCUAAGUGUACCAAACCUGUUCAGCAUACUUUUCGGUUUAUUUGCCGGAAUAUUCUUUGCCAGAGCCCAAAUGUCAUGAUCCAAGAACACGCCGGAGUCUGAAUGAGAUGAAGCAAACAUGGCUUCUCUCCUUUU